CUCCUCGCCUUUCAUCAAACACCUUUCCUUCAUCCCUCCUUCACCCCACCUUCCUCGAUCGCAUCUCCAUGGCCAUCGGGCAAGCAAAUGGAGCCGCCGAGACGAACGGCAAGCCGCCGGGGUUGGCCGCUUUCAGAAUCUUCGUCGGGUACGACUCCCGUGAGGACGCCGCCUUCCAGGUAUGCCGUCACUCCCUCCUCCGGCGCUCCUCCGUCCCGCUCGAGGUCAUCCCCCUCAAGCAGGCCGAGCUGAGGGCCGCCGGCCUCUACACCCGCGGGCGCGGCGCCACCGAGAGCACCGAGUUCUCCUUCACCCGCUUCCUCACGCCCUUCCUGGCGGGGUACCAGGGCUGGGCCAUGUUCGUCGACUGCGACUUCCUCUUCACCGCCGACGUCGCGGAGCUGUCCGCCAUGGCCGACGACCGCUACGCCGUCAUGUGCGUCCACCACGACUACGCCCCCAAGGAGGGCGUGAAGAUGGACGGCGUGCCGCAGACGGUGUACCCCCGCAAGAACUGGUCCUCCAUGGUCCUCUACAACUGCGCCCACCCCAAAAACCGGGCGCUCACGCCGGAGCUGGUCAGCGCCGAGUCGGGGGCCUUCCUCCACCGCUUCAUGUGGCUGGAUGACGACGACGUCGGGGAGCUGCCGGUGGCCUGGAACUUCUUGGUGGGGCACAACCGGGUCGAUCCGACGGACCCCAAGACGCAGCCCAAGGCGAUACACUACACGUCGGGCGGGCCAUGGUUCGAGGCCUACAGGGACUGCGAGUUCGGCGACCUGUGGCUGAAGGAGCUGGAGGAGCUCAACGACGAGAAGCAGCAGCAGCCAGUCGAGCUGUAGUUUGGCUACCGGCUGCUGCAUUACCACGUAGAAACCGCUGUCGUUUGCUGGUGUUUGUCCUUUUGCCUGCGGCCCUAACGUCGCCGGACGCCAUCUGCAGUGUAGAUCUAUCUGUAUGUGUUGGGAAUAACCUGGCGUUCACGUUGCUGUCCGAAGAAGCGACCACCGUGUAGUGUUUUCACCGUUGGCGUUGGCUUUGUCAUGUGUAGCUCUCCUUCGCGUACUACAUAAUUGUUCCUCUUAUCGGUAUUAUUGAUUUGGGAGAAGAAACGAAGCAUUUAAGUGUGCA
Musa acuminata AAA Group (dessert banana) is the source of this 1131-nucleotide messenger RNA. RefSeq names its product protein CDI-like. Lineage: Eukaryota; Viridiplantae; Streptophyta; Magnoliopsida; Zingiberales; Musaceae. The coding region runs from base 69 to 842 and encodes 257 amino acids. The record is from RefSeq and is a predicted model, not a curated record. The transcript has a single exon.